This is a messenger RNA of Manihot esculenta (cassava), 966 nucleotides long. Its product is annotated as ras-related protein RABE1c. Gene Ontology annotation, biological process: regulation of exocytosis; protein secretion. The record is from RefSeq and is a predicted model, not a curated record. NCBI's taxonomy places the organism in Eukaryota, Viridiplantae, Streptophyta, Magnoliopsida, Malpighiales, Euphorbiaceae. The transcript has 9 exons. Gene Ontology annotation, cellular component: plasma membrane. Bases 204 to 854 code for a protein of 216 amino acids. Gene Ontology annotation, molecular function: GTP binding; GTPase activity.
AUAAUCCAUAAUCCAACGGCCACAAGGCGAAUGCUAUAGUUUAAAAAGUUCCAUCCAAGUUUCUCUCACAAAAAUUCUCUCUCUAAAAUAUUUUCAACGGCCAACCGGUGCUGACGUGCUACAACUAGAAGACACUUUCCCUCUUCAGUAUCAAUCUCCUCUUAUUAGAUCUCACUCUCUCCUUCUCGAUCUGUAAUUCAUCAAUGGCUGCUCCACCUGCAAGAGCUCGUGCCGAUUACGAUUACCUUAUAAAGCUUCUCUUGAUCGGCGAUAGCGGUGUGGGUAAGAGUUGCCUUCUUUUGCGUUUCUCAGAUGGUUCCUUUACAACUAGUUUCAUUACAACCAUUGGUAUUGAUUUUAAGAUAAGAACAAUUGAGCUUGAUGGAAAACGGAUCAAAUUGCAAAUUUGGGAUACUGCUGGUCAAGAGCGUUUUCGAACAAUUACAACUGCUUACUACCGUGGAGCUAUGGGUAUUUUGCUUGUAUACGAUGUCACUGAUGAAUCAUCUUUUAAUAAUAUUAGGAAUUGGAUCCGUAAUAUUGAACAACAUGCUUCUGACAAUGUGAACAAAGUACUGGUGGGUAACAAGGCAGACAUGGAUGAAAGCAAAAGGGCUGUUCCUACCUCAAAGGGCCAGGCUCUUGCAGAUGAAUAUGGCAUCAAGUUUUUUGAGACCAGUGCAAAGACAAAUUUAAAUGUGGAGGAGGUUUUCUUUUCAAUAGCUAGGGAUAUCAAGCAAAGGCUUGCAGAUACCGACUCAAAGGCUGAGCCACAGACGAUCAAAAUUAACCAACCGGAUCAGGCAGGAGGUGCCAGCCAAACCGAUCAAAAAUCUGCAUGCUGUGGUUCUUAAAGGCAUGGACUACAUUCGCAAGCAUGCAUGUCAAUGGAAACUAAUUUUGUUACAACUCUGUGAUUGGUGCCUGUAUUGUUUCUCCCUAUCAUUAUUUUGCUAGUGCUGCGUA